Messenger RNA from Brassica napus (rape), 1664 nucleotides. Its product is annotated as flavin-containing monooxygenase FMO GS-OX-like 4. Lineage: Eukaryota; Viridiplantae; Streptophyta; Magnoliopsida; Brassicales; Brassicaceae. The transcript is spliced from 6 exons. The record is from RefSeq and is a predicted model, not a curated record. Gene Ontology annotation, molecular function: flavin adenine dinucleotide binding; N,N-dimethylaniline monooxygenase activity; NADP binding. The coding region runs from base 116 to 1501 and encodes 461 amino acids.
UGACUUGGGUGGACCAUUUUAAUUACAGAACACCCAUGCUGGCCCACGAAUCAUACCACGCCACGUGGCAUUAUCGGCACUGGAGCGGCCGGGCAUUUGAACUACAGUACCCUCCAUGGUUGACUCAAGCAUUAUCCAAAUGGCACCAUCAAUCAAAUGUCGCCACGUGGCCGUAAUCGGAGCUGGAGCCGCCGGUCUAGUAGCGGCGAGAGAGCUUCGACGGGAAGGCCACUCUGUGGUCGUAUUCGAGAGGCAGAAUCAAGUGGGGGGAACUUGGAUCUACACCGAUCAUGUCGAACAAGAUCCGUUGAGCGUUGACCCGACCCGACCCAUAGUCCACUCAAGCGUCUACCACUCCCUCCGAACCAACCUUCCUCGAGAGUGCAUGGGAUUCAUAGACUUCCCGUUCGUGAUCCGACCCGGAAAAUCAAGAGAUCCGAGGAGGUUUCCAAGUCACGGUGAAGUUGUCGCGUACCUGCAAGAUUUCGCUGAGGAGUUUGCGGUCGAGGAGAUGAUACGGUUCGAGACGACGGUUGAGCGGGUUUCUCCGGCGGAGGAAAGCGACGGCGAAGGAGGGAUAACGAAAUGGAGGAUUGAGUUUACGGAGAAAGAGGAGAAAGUUCGUCGUCAGGAGCUUUACGACGCUGUUGUUGUUUGUAAUGGACAUUACAUUGAGCCUCGUCUCGCUGACAUUCCUGGGAUAAGUUCUUGGCCAGGGAAGGAGAUGCAUAGCCAUAAUUAUCGUAUUCCCGAACCGUUUAAAGAACAGGUUGUUGUGCUUAUUGGAAGCUCUGCAAGUGCUGUUGAUAUAAGUAGGGACAUUGCUGGAGUUGCCAAAGAGGUUCAUGUGGCUUCUUGGUCAAAUGCAGCCGAUACUUUCAUCAAACAGAAUGGUCAUACUAACCUGUGGGUGCAUUCCAUGAUAGAACGUGUCCAUGAGGAUGGUUCAGUGGUUUUUCAGAACGGGAAAACGAUCUUGGCCCAUGUUAUUAUGCAUUGCACUGGCUAUAAGUAUCAUUUCCCGUUUCUUGAAACCAAUGGAAGUGUUACAGUAAAUGAUAACUGUGUGGGACCAUUGUACAAGCACAUUUUCUCUCCAGCAUUCGCACCGUCACUCUCCUUCGUCGGUAUAACAUGGAAGGUUUUACCGUUCCAUUUGUUUGAGCUACAAAGCAAGUGGAUUGCGGGUGUUUUAUCGGGUCGGAUCACUCUUCCUUCGAAAGAAGAUAUGAUGGUGGAAAUCAAAACCGAAUAUGCCACACUUGAAGCACAAGGGAUUCCUAAGCGAUAUACUCACUGUUUAGGCAUUUCACAAUUUGAGUACUUUGAUGGGUUGGCUUCGCAAUGUGGGUGCUCAGGAACAGAGAAAUGGAGGAAAGAGAUGUGUUUGACGAGUUUCAUGCGGGUGAUGAAGCAUCCGGAGACGUAUAGAGAUGAAUGGGAAGAUCAUCAUUUGGUUUCUCAAGCCUAUCAAGAUUUCUCUUUGUAUAGUAGUCUUUAACAAAAUAUGAGACUUUAUCUUAGUCAAAUAAGGUUUGUUACAAUGGUCUUGCCAGCAAAACGUAAGUCAAUUUUUUAUGUAUUUAGUGGGACCGUGGUUCAUUGGACUGGGGGCAAUAUGUAUAGCAGAAUAUGCAGAUGAAAAGAAAUGUUAAGCUUACCAA